CUACCUUUGCCCCUGACUCGCAUUCUGCUCCCAUCCGAGCAGCCAGACCUCACCACCACAAUGCUGGGCAUCAGGGUAUUCCUACAGAAAAUCCUGAUUCUUCUGCAGGUUACUCUGUCUGUUGUUGUUGGCAAAACACUGAUGAUACUGUUCCCCAAUGCCAUGAAAAGGUACAUCCUAAAGAUGGGCGAGAAGAGCAGAAUGAACCAGAAUCCAAAGUUCAGCUACGAAAACUGGGGCCCGACUUUUUUCAGCUUCAAGUAUUUGCAGUUUGUGCUGAAGGUGAAGUGGAAGAGGCUGGAGGAUGAAGCCUACGAGGGACACCCUGCUCCCAACACGCCGGUGGUGACCCUCGCUGGGGAAGUUUGUCACCUCCUGGAUUUCAUGGAAGAUAACCGACCUUUAAUCCUGAAUUUUGGAAGUUGCACCUGACCUUCAUUUAUGCUAAAAUUUGAUGAGUUCAACAAGCUCAUCAAAGAUUUCAGCUCAAUAGCAGAUUUCCUUAUCAUCUACAUUGAGGAAGCUCAUGCAGUAGAUGGAUGGGCUUUUAAAAACAAUGUCAUUAUUAAAAAUCACAGAAGCCUUGAAGAUCGAAAAACUGCAGCACAAUUUCUUCAGAAAAAUCACCCUUUAUGUCCAGUGGUUUUAGACACUAUGGAAAACCUGAGCAGUUCAAAAUAUGCUGCACUGCCAGAACGACUCUACCUGCUUCAAGGAGGGAAGGUCAUCUACAAGGGAGGAGUGGGGCCUUGGAACUACCACCCCCAGGAAAUACGUGCCAUCCUGGAAAAACUGGAACAAGAAGAGGACUUCAAAGUAAAAACGAUUCGGACAAAGAAGUUCAAAAAUAAUUUGUCACAGACCUAAGUCUAAGGAACAGAAAAAGAAUUUUAAAACAGCCAUAAGACAAGAAAAGAAUGUUGUAUGUGCAUGUAGGGAGCAUCUGGAAUGAGAUUCAUUAUGUUGGUCUAGAAGCUUUCAAGUGUCAUCCCUACAACACCAACUUCUGUUCUGUAGUAACUUACUACUCUUAUACCACAUGAGUAGUGUGGGAGCUGAGUCCACUGAGGAUACCAACAUUUACACUUGUAGGGAAUAUCCUGCAGGAUAAACUUCAGGGUGGUGACAUUUGCACGAGUCCACUAGCAUGCAAAGACUGAUUGCCCAUUACUAUACACAUUGCACUUAAAUAUUUAAAAUUUCCCUGUCAUUGACUUCAGGAGGCUUCUCAGCAAGACAAUCUCUAUCAACAUCUGUUUCCAUGAGUAUUUGUUAUGAUGGUCCCAGCAUAAAGCACUGGCAGCUGUGACCUGAUUCUAGAAAAUACUUAUUGAAACAAGGGAUUGAUCUGCAAUUAUUAAAGGUCUAUCAAAGCA
Oenanthe melanoleuca is the source of this 1376-nucleotide messenger RNA. RefSeq names its product iodothyronine deiodinase 1 (gene DIO1). The transcript has 4 exons. The record is from RefSeq and is a predicted model, not a curated record. Gene Ontology annotation, molecular function: thyroxine 5'-deiodinase activity. Lineage: Eukaryota; Metazoa; Chordata; Aves; Passeriformes; Muscicapidae.